CAAAAGCAAAUUUGUCAAGUUUUACGUGUAAACGUGUCCGUCCAUUCUCAUGCCAAUCUGGAACUGAGAUCUUUAGAAAAUAUAUCCGAUAAAUUGAAAGGAAGGGAGACGAUAGUACUUCUACAAGCGAAAUAUAGUGCGAGGAGUCCGGAGUAUUAUCAAGUGGGAUAUAAAACGUUUUUUCAACGAGAUUUUGGACUUGUUACCUUAUUCUUUCGAGACUUCAACUGGCACCGCCAGUCACGUCACCAGUGACACAUCUCGAUCCUUCGCUCCGCCUCUGCACAGCUGAGCCGAUCGGUUAGACGGAUGCGGCGCCGCUGCAUGAUUAUCGUCCACUCUUCUCUGACUUCAGUCUUCAGUUUAGCACAGCUCCCCAUCACUUAUGCUGCAUUGCUUCACUGAUUUUGUGACUGAUCAUCGAUCGCCUACAACAAAGUUUUUUAAAAUUUACAUCUUGAACAACGGGAAUCAGAAGAAGCCAAGUUCUACCAUUGCUGCCCAGUUGAGAUCCAGCAGAUGUGAUGAGUUCUGUCCAUGGGUUUCGAAACAAACCCAAACCUGAUCGAAGCAAAUACACGCCUGUGUCUGGCCAAGUCCAAAAUGUGCAGAAUUCGACGGUGUAUGUCUUUGGAGAAUCGGCUAUCACCAAAGAUGAGAUCAACACGGACGAUCGCAUCGAGAUGCCGGAGCUCCGAACUCGAGGUGGUAAUGGUAAUGGCGGCAAGAGAAAGAAAAAGACAAAGAACACUGAGGAGGAUGAAAUGGUGUAUGUGGAGAAGGAUAUCAAUGAAGGCGACACAUUACAAAUAUUCUCUCUCCGUUAUGCAUGCAGGAUUUCAGAAUUGAAGCGAAUCAACAACUUAAUAGCAGAUCAGGAUUUCUAUGCCCACCGAACUCUCAAAGUGCCAAUGCGACGUGAUGGAAUUCUGUUGGAGAUCGAAGAUGACCUUAAAAACCCGGUGGGUGCCUCAUUACGCAAAGUUAAUCACGCUAAACCUCAUCUCGCAAACGGUCACAGACAUUCCGACGAAAGCGACCAUUUUAGUUCCGACGACAGCCAGACAGAGUUUAUCCGGACUAUCAGUAUACCAGGGUCCUUGGACGGGGAAAACAGGGCUGCUCAGGAGUUCUUUGAUAAAAUGGAUAAAGAUUUGCACAAUAUCUUGGAGAAAACAAGGACUAACAAAGACACUCUGCAAGAGGUAACCUCGGUUCUGAAAGAAACAAGGUUUCGUCCACUCCACUUCCCCAAGGCAAAGUCUGACUGCCCCGAUGAUGGGGCGACGUUGGGUUGCACCUCUAGAAAUAUAGUCAUUGCUCUUAUUAUUAUCAUGGUUAUAGGGCCAUUGUUAGGAUUAGCAAUUGUAUGGUAUCGAUUAAAACCAGGGCCAUGAUUUUUCUUCUUUCUUACAGUAUGUUAUAUUCUGUAGAGAUGUCCUUGUUUUGUCUGUAUUUCAUAUUAUGCCCCUCUUCUGUCAGUCAGUGUCGCAAAUUAUACUUUUUAUUGCUAUCAUUAGGUAAUUUUUGUAAUGUAACCAAAUUUAUACUGUAAGUGCCUAUACAAAUUAUUUAAUUCACCCGUUUCAAAUAAUUGUAUUUCAUAUUUUUCAGAAUGCAAAUUGCAUGGAUUAUGUGUUGUUAGGUAGGGCAAACCAUAAUGUUUGUCCUACCUAGCAACAACUAAUAUCAAGUUACAUUUAUGUGUAACAGUUGAAUAAAAUCAUUUGCUAUACUAUCCCUUUUAAGUUAAGUUGGGGAGGUUUAGGGGGGGUACAUGACUGUCUUACAAAAAGCUAGCUUUGUUAUUGUAAUUCCAUGUUUUUUUGUGCCAAAAUUAAGCAUACAGUGUACAAUGGAAUGAAUUCAAUUGGAUGUUUAGAUUCAUUAAUGAAAAAUCAACUCAGAAUUAGGUUUCUAUGCUGCUGCCAUACAUAUGUAAAACAUUUUUUUUCCCCCUUUUUUUCUUCUUCUUUUUGUAAUUGUUGAUAUUAUUAAAUCAACAGUAAGAUGUUUUGAUGAUUUGAAGGAUUAGAAAAUAGAAACUUAAUAAUAAUACAAA
Strongylocentrotus purpuratus (purple sea urchin) is the source of this 2062-nucleotide messenger RNA. Its product is annotated as lysM and putative peptidoglycan-binding domain-containing protein 3. Lineage: Eukaryota; Metazoa; Echinodermata; Echinoidea; Camarodonta; Strongylocentrotidae. The transcript has 3 exons. Bases 525 to 1397 code for a protein of 290 amino acids. The record is from RefSeq and is a predicted model, not a curated record.